Molecule: messenger RNA, 421 nt
Organism: Gracilinanus agilis (Agile Gracile Mouse Opossum)
Lineage: Eukaryota; Metazoa; Chordata; Mammalia; Didelphimorphia; Didelphidae
Gene: CRABP1
Product: cellular retinoic acid binding protein 1
Exons: 3
Biological process (GO): fatty acid transport
Cellular component (GO): nucleus; cytosol
Molecular function (GO): fatty acid binding
Source: RefSeq, a predicted model, not a curated record
UCACUGCGAGCGCUUCCUUGCUCCGAUAGCGCCCCGGCCUCUCCCCCAGCUCGACACCAUGCCCAACUUCGCUGGCACCUGGAAGAUGCGCAGCAGCGAGAAUUUCGAUGAGCUCCUCAAGGCGCUGGGUGUGAACGCCAUGCUGAGGAAAGUGGCCGUGGCCGCAGCCUCCAAACCGCACGUGGAGAUCCGCCAGGACGGGGACCGCUUCUACAUCAAGACGGCCACCACCGUGCGCACCACCGAGAUCAACUUCAAGGUCGGGGAGGGCUUCGAUGAGGAGACGGUGGAUGGGCGCAAGUGCCGGAGUUUGCCCACUUGGGAGAAUGAAAAUAAAAUCUACUGCACACAAACUCUGGUGGAGGGCGACGGCCCGAAGACAUAUUGGACCCGGGAGCUGGCCAAUGAUGAGCUGAUUUUG